AUGGUGAUCAACGUAUAUAAGUACGUGAAAGAAAAUUGGCCAUCGAAUGAAUAUCCCUACAAAACCGAAAUAAAUAAAAAAACAGCAUCGAUUUUGGGAAUUGGCAUAGCAUCUGUGUAUAAUAUAUUAAAAGAAUAUAAAUCAGAAGAGGGAAUAAAAUCACCUAUCAAUCCUAAAGACAAUCCUAAAUUUUAUCAGAAAGUAGACGAUUUUGAUAAAUCCGUACUUAGGAAAAAAAUUCACAGUUUCUUUUUAAAUGGCCAAUUACCAACAAUUCCCAAGAUUAUUCAGGCAGUCAAUGACGAUGAAGAUUUGCCAAAUUUUAGCGAAACAACUCUCAGGCGGCUAAUAAAGCAUUUAAACUUUAAAUAUAUAAAACGACAGCGAAAUAACGCACUUAUUGAUAGAGAUGACAUAACAAUAUGGCGGCGAAAAUAUUUGAAAUCUAUUAAAGACUAUAGACAACAAAAUCGCCAGAUAUUUUACAUGGAUGAGACAUGGGUGAAUGCAGGACAUACCGUAAAUAAAACUUGGGUAGACAAACAAGUUAAAAGUAAGAAGCAGGCUUUCCUAGAAGGACUUAGCAUUGGUGCACGUAACCCAACGUCAAAAGGUAAACGAUUAAUAAUCACCCAUAUCGGCAAUGAGAACGGUUUUGUAGAGGGCGGUGAAAAUAUAUUUGAAUGCAAGAAGACGGGAGAUUACCAUGAAUCAAUGGAUGCAACACAUUGUGAACAAUGGUUUGAAAACGUUCUCCCAUAUCUCGGAGAAAAUGCAGUAGUGGUAAUGGACAAUGCACCAUACCACUCAAGGCGUCUUGAAAGAAUUCCUACUACUGCCUGGAAAAAAAAUGAUAUACAAAAUUGGCUUGUAAGUAAGAAUAUUUCUUACGACGACAAUGAAAUUAAGACUGAAUUACUGCUAAAAGUAAAAAAUGUUAAAGACAAUUUUAAAACAUAUGUAGUGGACGAGCUUGCAAAAAAAUAUAAGCUGGAAGUAUUGAGACUCCCGCCAUAUCAUUGUGAGCUUAAUCCAAUUGAGCUAAUUUGGGCUGUAAAAGGAUAUGUUGCUUGCAAAAAUACAAAUUUUAAAUUUGACGAGGUAAAACAAUUAUUACAAGAGGGACUGCAGCAGAUUACUUCGGAAAAUUGGAAGCGUUGUGUGGAGCAUGUUAUCAAGGACGAAGAUAAUUUUUAUUCCAAAAUCGAUGAGAUGAUUGAUAAAACUGUAGACAGCUUCGUGAUACAUGUCACUGAUUCUGACACAGAAAUGGAAACAUCUGAAUCUGACGAAUAA
Messenger RNA from Leptidea sinapis, 1296 nucleotides. RefSeq lists its product as uncharacterized. The transcript is spliced from 2 exons. Gene Ontology annotation, molecular function: nucleic acid binding. Lineage: Eukaryota; Metazoa; Arthropoda; Insecta; Lepidoptera; Pieridae. Bases 1 to 1296 code for a protein of 431 amino acids. The record is from RefSeq and is a predicted model, not a curated record.